GAGCAUAAUUUUUCAGAUAGUAGUUCCAACACGAACUGCAUGGUUUAUACAGGAGCUUCCAUCACUUAUUAUUCCACUUUACUAUAUUAUCACUGAAUGUUUGAUAUAUCCAUUCUUGAUAAGAAAUGGAAAACGGACUCCCAUAUUCACAUUUAUUCUAGCAUUUUUGUUUUGCACUCUUAAUGGAUAUAUGCAGGGCGCAUGGCACACCAGAUACGCUGUAUACGAGAAUGAUAUUUAUAAACAAUUUUCUCUUUAUUUAGGCUUAUUGCUUUUUUUCACAGGAAUGCUUAUCAAUUUGCAUUCGGAUUCCAUUUUAUGCAAUUUGCAAAAAGAUGAUGAAAGUUAUAAAAUACCAAAAAACGGUGUAUUUGAAUAUGUAUCUGGUGCAAAUUUUUUCGGUGAAUGUAUAGAGUGGAUCGGUUAUGCGAUUUGUCUGCGUACGGUACCUUCGUUUGCAUUUGCUCUGUUCACUUGUUGCAUUAUCGGUCCUCGAGCUAUACAUCAUCAUAGAUGGUAUUUAGAGAAAUUUGAAAAUUAUCCACGUCAUCGAAAAGCUCUUAUACCAUUCCUUCUUUAA
This is a messenger RNA of Dracunculus medinensis (Guinea worm), 580 nucleotides long. The record is from the annotation of a GenBank genome assembly. Lineage: Eukaryota; Metazoa; Nematoda; Chromadorea; Rhabditida; Dracunculidae.